AAGAUGUCGGAAACAGACAAGUUCCUAGCCCCUUUCCCUCCACCACCCAAGAAUGUGAAUGGUUCCAGCUCGGACACGUACCUUGGUGAGAAUUUGGGGACCGACGGUGUCCGCCGACGCCGCCACACCAUGGACCGCGACCCCAAACAGGCCGAACAUCGCUUCUUCCGGCGCAGCGUCAUCUGUGACUCGAACGCCACCGCCUUAGACCUCCCCAGCAAGGCCGUCAUCCUCACCUCCCCGCCCGACUGCGAGCCCCCCAGCCUGGGCUGGCUCUCCCUGGCUGUCCCCUCUGUGGUGGUACCCGAGCCGUGCCUGGCGGUGGCCGAGGUGGAAGCAGAUGAGGAAGGAGGGGAGGGGCCUUGUAGUGCGGUAUUAGGGCCCAGUGUUGGUGGCGGUACUAGAGUGGAUGGUACGGUAGUGCAGAUAAAGCCAUGCACGGCAGUAUUGGAUGUUUGCGGCGGAGAGAAAGGAAAGAAGCUGUUGUCGUUAGCCGCCGCAGAGGCUCCUGGAAUGGAGGAGGUGUCGCCCAGUAAAGCGGGGAGCCCGCGGAGGAGGAGAGCGGUAGUGUUACAGAGGAGAUGCGAGAGGAGAAGGAGAAGGGGGCGGCGAAGGCCCUAUUAGAGGAGCAGAAGAGGGAAGCAGAGAAAAAGGUUCAGGACGACAUAGAGGAAGUGGAGACCAAGGCCAUAGGGACCUCGCUGGAUGGACGCUUCCUGAAGUUUGACAUCGAGAUCGGACGCGGAUCCUUCAAGACGGUCUACAAGGGCCUGGAUACGGAGACGACAGUGGAGGUGGCGUGGUGCGAACUGCAGGAGGAAGAGCUCAUGGUGUCUGUGAUCAGAAGGGGAGAGAGAGGCCUACGUUGCAGACUGAGAAGAACUGCUGACUCACUGAAGCUUUGGGCUUAAUUGACCGUUUGAUUUUAAUUUGGUCGUUUUCGCUUCUACAAUGUCCCCAGGCUCUCAGAGAGGCCUUAAGACACAGUGGAGGAACAGGGUCACUCUUUUUCUUUUCCUGUCUCUUUCUCUGGCCCCUCCCAUCUUCUCUUUCUCUGGCCCCUCCCAUCUUCUUCUCUGCCCGCUCCCAUCUUCUCUUUCUCUGGCCCCUCCCAUCUUCUUCUCUGCCUGCUCCCAUCUUCUCCUACCCCUCUCUCUCUCUCUCUCUCUGCCCGCUCCCAUCUUCUCCUACUCCUCUCUCUCUCUCUCUCUCUCUCUCUCUCUCUCUCUCUCUCUCUCUCUCUCUCUCUCUCUCUCUC
Molecule: messenger RNA, 1258 nt
Organism: Oncorhynchus keta (chum salmon)
Lineage: Eukaryota; Metazoa; Chordata; Actinopteri; Salmoniformes; Salmonidae
Product: serine/threonine-protein kinase WNK1-like
Exons: 2
Coding region: 4-624 (206 amino acids)
Source: RefSeq, a predicted model, not a curated record